Dentiscutata erythropus is the source of this 2559-nucleotide messenger RNA. The record is from the annotation of a GenBank genome assembly. NCBI's taxonomy places the organism in Eukaryota, Fungi, Glomeromycota, Glomeromycetes, Diversisporales, Gigasporaceae.
AUGAUUACUGAAAGUGAUUUAAAAGACUUAGGUUUAGAUUACUAUGAUUUCAGUCAAUUUAAAGAUGUUAAGAGAAUCGGCAGUGGAGCGUUUGCAGAUGUGUACCAAGCAGGAUUAAUGAACUCGAAUUUAGAGCAUGUUGUAUUGAAAAUAUUUAGGACAGUUGAAUCAUCCGAAAUUUCACGAAAAGCCUCUCGAAAGGCUAUAUUAAAAGAGAUUACAUCGCAUAAAAAAGUGGGUAUAUAUGAUAGUAUUAUACAAAUUUACGGAUUCACUAAAACGAAAGUUAAUGUGCUUGAUUCAGAAUUGAGCUACGCGUUAGUAUUAGAAUUUGCAGAUGGUGGUACACUAAGGAAUUAUAUAAGGGAAAGUCCGGAUCUUAGUUGGUCCGAUAAGUUCCGCCUCGCUCUGCAGCUUGCUGAAGCUAUUAUGCAUAUGCACUCAAAAGACAUUGUCCACAGAGAUCUUCACUCAAAUAAUAUACUAGUUCACAAAAAUAAUAUUAAGAUUGCUGACUUUGGGCUGUCUAGAUGUUUAUCUGAUGCAUCAAAGACCAGCACAUGGCUUGCUGGCUAUCUAGCAUAUAUUGAUCCUCAUCUCCUUAUGACUUCUGAGAAUAAAUUACAGGAAAUAAAUAAGGAGUCUGAUAUAUACAGCUUAGGUAUGCUUUUAUGGGAAGUAUCCAGUUUACGUCCCCCAUUUGAGGAAGAAGAUAAGAACGCUCUGUAUUUUAAGAUAUUAAAUGGUUACAAGGAAGCUCCUAUUAUAGGAACUCCACAACAAUAUUCUGAUUUAUACACUGAAUGCUGGCAAGAUGAUCCGAAAAAACGUCCUACUAUUGAUAAAGUCGUAGAUGAACUUAGUAGCAGAAAUGAACCUCAACGUUUUACCGGCGACGAUAAAGAUUAUGUCGUUAACAAAACAAUUAAUUCAUUGAAUGAGGAAGCAUUAUCUUUCGAGUCAAUGAAAUGUGAGGAGUCAAUGGAAGCUGUUGAUAAUAUGGAAGCUGUUAAUAAAUAUGAAAUAUCGUAUUUGUUGAAUGAAAUAGAAGCAGGGGCGCUCACUGAGCCAAUGGAAUACGAGGUUACGAAGUGCGAAGGAAAUCAAUUCAAUGUUAACUCAGUAAAAGUAGCUGUCAGAAAUCUGUAUACUGUUGCAGAAGUAUCAGCAAAUUAUGCACAUUUCGCACCAUUAAUAGAAAUAAUUUCAAAAUUAGGGGAAGAUAUUGUAACUUUAUAUCAAAAAGCUGAACAUAAUAAACAUUUUAGCUAUUUAACUCAGCGAGUAAAUUUUGCUGUGGCAGUUAUAAGAAAUUUAGAAAUUCGAAAACAAGAUAAUGUAGAAUUUUUUAGGGAGGCAUCUAAUCUUCAACUUGUAAAAGAUUUUGUAAAAUGUAUGCUUGAUAUUAGAAAAUUUGUUGCUGAUAUUUCUCAACUUAGUACCUCCUUUAAUUCCACUAAUGUUGUACAAAAGUAUAAGGAUUUGUCGAGUAGAUUUGGUGGGUACAUGUCUUCUUUAAAAGUCGCGUUAACGAUUCAGUGUCUUCAGGGCAUAAAUAAUAAUGCGGAAAAAUUAAAGGAGCAUGGUUUGGAUUCUAAAAAUGAUUUGGAGCUACAGUAUCAAAUCAAAGUUAAUUUAGCAGAAAUAAAAAAGUUCAUGCAUGACAUUUCUGGCACUGAAAUCUCAAUUGAUCCUCAAUCCUUUCUAAAUCUAGACGAUUACGAACUUAAAUUAAAUUGCUCACCGCGUGGUAAAACCAUACAUUGUAGAUGGAACCGUGGGACCCUUUUAGAAUAUGCAUUUAAAGAAAUUCCUCAUAUCACUGAUGAUCAAAAAGAAGACCUUAGUCAACAAGUUGCUAUUCUGAAAGAAUUAAAAGAAUCAGAACACAUUGUAAGGUUUUAUGGAAUAGCUGUAUAUUCUUAUGAAUUAAAAUAUUAUCUGGUGACAGAGUGGAUGGAAAAUGGUAAUUUGCGAGAAUAUUACAAAAAUCAUAAACUGGAUUGGAAUAAGAAGUCUGAAUUUGCAAUUGAUAUUUGUAAAGGAAUUGCUUUCUUGAAUUCUCAAGAGAUUCUGCACCAUGAUAUCAGAGGUGCAAACAUAUUAAUUAACCGUAAUAAUAAGGCUAAAAUUGCCAACUUUGGUCUAAGUCAGCAUGGCAAACGACGUUAUAAUGUUAAAUGUGAAAUUUAUAGUUUAGGAGCUCUUUUAUGGGAAAUUGCUGAAGAAGAGAUACCUUAUACCAGACUAGGAAUAGAUUUACAGACUAUUUAUUACCGUGUUGUUAAAGAGAAAUAUCGUGAACCAUUUUCUUCAAACUCCGACGGAAAUAAACAAAAAGCAUGGGAGAGCUUUAAACACCACGCUGAACAGGGUGACAUAAUUGCGAAAUACUGGGUUGGUUACUAUCUAUAUCAUUCCAUCCUUCCUGAACAUAAAGAAAAUCGUCAAGAAAAUCUUCAAUAUGCGGCAAUAUUGUUUAAAGAAGCUGCAGAUCAUGGUAAAGUUGAAGCUCAACUCCGAUACGGAUUCUGUUUGUGGCAAGGUGACGGUGUUCAG